AACAGGAAGUUGGAGGAGGAAAUCAAAUAGAAUCCAAGGAAAUCACCAUCAGGACUAUUUCCAUCACUUAGCGAGCUAAACAAAUAACAGCUUCGCCCUUCCCUGCCUUACAGCUUAGCUGAGACACUGGCUAUGUCGGAGUCGUACGAUUUUCUGUUUAAAUUCCUAGUGAUUGGAAAUGCUGGAACAGGCAAAUCCUGCCUUCUGCACCAGUUCAUAGAAAAGAGAUUCAAAGAUGAGUCCAACCACACAAUUGGAGUAGAGUUUGGCUCCAAGAUCAUCAGUGUUGUCAACAAAAUGGUCAAACUUCAGAUUUGGGACACUGCAGGACAAGAACGUUUCAGGUCUGUUACCAGGAGCUACUAUAGAGGAGCAGCAGGAGCAUUGCUGGUUUAUGAUAUUACCAGUCGAGAAACCUACAACGCUUUGACCACGUGGUUAAGUGAUGCUAGGAUGCUGGCCAGUCAAAACAUUGUAAUUAUCCUGUGUGGGAACAAAAAGGAUCUAGAUGCUGACAGAGAGGUUACGUUUCUGGAGGCGUCACGCUUUGCUCAGGAAAAUGAGUUAAUGUUCCUGGAGACCAGCGCUCUCACAGGAGAGAAUGUGGAAGAAGCUUUUGUCCAGUGUGCCCGGAAAAUCCUGAAUAAAAUAGAGUCAGGAGAGCUAGAUCCAGAGAGGAUGGGGUCAGGUAUCCAAUACGGGGACGCUGCCUUACGCCAGCUUCGUUCACCCCGCCGCGCUCAGCCGCAGGGCACCCAGGAGUGUGGCUGCUAGUGGACGUCCUGCUACAAUACCCCAUUGAAGUUUGUGAAGACCAGAAGAAGAGCAUCCACAGAGAACCUCAACAGAUGCUGAUGCAGGGGUUGCUGUGCCGGUUACUCCACCUUCCUCCAUCUUUUGCACGGACCCUUCAGAGCGUUCAUUUUUGCAUGUGCAGAGAGCUAAGAAGACCCAGCCUCUCGCCCCCCCCAGCCGGCUCUGAGCUCUCUAACAAACCCAAAAGACCACUCCCCUUCAAAAAGAAAAAGAGAAUUUAAAGCUGGACCAAAAUCUCUUCGUGGCGAGAUGGUUAUGUAGCUCCUCACUUUUCACGUGCUCUCCAACACUUUGCUCAAUCUAUUUGUAAAGACACUUCUUGUGAAUUACAUGACAAAAGUGUCUUUUUUGCAUUUAAAUGACAGAAUAUAGGUAAGAUAGUUCAAUUAAAAUAAAAAAGUGGUAGUUUUUAAAUGUUUUUGACUGAAAAAGAGGAGCUGACUCCUACAAUUUGGUUCAUCAAAUAAAAGGGAAUGAAAAUCUUCCCAUUUUUAAGCAUGAACUAAAUCUCCCAAAUGACUAAAACUCCAUUCUCCUCCAACUAAUAGCACUCCUUAUUCAUCAUCCACCUGCUCUCCUUUACCCAAUUCUCACUAACAGCCUGCCACUCCUGAGUUACACACUGUGCAGCCAUGAAAGCACACUUUAUCAACUAACCUCACCCCACAAUCCCUGCAUUGUUUGUAUUCCACUUCCUCUCCUCAUUUUCCUGCAGAAUGUUGUACAGUGCUGCUGUAUAUAGUGACUGACGCAUGCUUUUCAAGCAAAUUAUCAGAGUGUUUCAUUAUAAAGAGAUAUUAUGGUGAAAAUUAAAAUAUCAUUCAUUGUAUGGUUUCAGCUGCGCUCUCUGAAGUGUGGAGCUGUGCAUCACAGGAAAGCUGUACAGAGGGGCUAGAACUUUGCGUUUUCAUGGAUUUGGCAGUACCACAUUACUUUAUAAGAGAAAAAAAAGUCCAUGCAUGAUUGACUUCUCCUUUGUUACUGUUUACAUGAGUGUCAGCUGCAGAAAGAAACUAAAAUUGAAGUUUUAUAGGCUGUUUUCUUUAAAGUUGUCAAAUCUGGUCAAAAACAAAAAAGAUUUUACUUUGCAGGUUCUACCACUUUGGUACUUGUACACUAACGGUUGCACAUUUCAAACAAAACCUCCAUUUUACAAUGAGAAAUGCCUCGAGUGGUGAAUCUGAGAGCAGCUUAGUUUGUGUCACAUGAGGUUGUCGUCUUGUGUUUGUGUCAUAAAGCCUCAUUUCUAAUGACCUGUGUGUGUUUUUCUCCUGUCAUUAUAAAUAUCAUAGAUUUUUAAUUUAUUGUGUAUGAUGAAAAGCUAUGUUUUUGAAAUAAAAACAACCACAAAUGCAGA
Molecule: messenger RNA, 2173 nt
Organism: Oryzias melastigma (Indian medaka)
Lineage: Eukaryota; Metazoa; Chordata; Actinopteri; Beloniformes; Adrianichthyidae
Gene: rab4a
Product: RAB4a, member RAS oncogene family
Exons: 8
Coding region: 133-774 (213 amino acids)
Biological process (GO): Rab protein signal transduction; regulation of endocytosis
Cellular component (GO): endosome
Molecular function (GO): GTP binding; GTPase activity
Source: RefSeq, a predicted model, not a curated record